This is a messenger RNA of Sphaeroforma arctica JP610, 702 nucleotides long. RefSeq lists its product as hypothetical. Bases 1 to 702 code for a protein of 233 amino acids. The transcript is spliced from 3 exons. The record is from RefSeq and is a predicted model, not a curated record. NCBI's taxonomy places the organism in Eukaryota, Ichthyosporea, Ichthyophonida.
AUGAAGGCUAAUAGCGCAGAUGCGAACGCAGACACAACUAACACUUUCACUCGAACAACUACCAACACAAACAAUAACAAUGCAACGAGUACACCACAUAACGCAUCCAGACUUGUCGACAGCACCGCUGAAGAAGUAGAUAUAGGGACAAAUCGCAUACAGAACGCUAUUGACACACGAGAGGUGGAUGUCGACACAAGACCCUUGGACGAUAAUUUUAAAACAGGAGACGUCCUAAUAGAUAGCGACCUAUAUGAUGUUACCGUGUGCACAAGACAGAAGAAUGAUGUGGAUGAUUUUCAUGCAAAGCUACCUUGUAUAUACGACGACGCAUCCUACGCGGAUGUCUUUACUCACCUGCUGCCGAUGGACUGGGUUAAGAACACGCUUAUUCCUGCGACUAACGACUCAUUAAGGAAGGUUGAACAAUGGAACACAAACACGGAUGCACAUUUCUAUGCUAGCUCUAAGGUGUGUAUCGACGAGACUAUGAUGAGCUGGGAUAACCCGUUGGGAUAUUCCCAGAUCCAUUGUCCUAGAAAACCAAAAGAUAAUGACAAUGAGUGGAAGACCAUUGCCUGCUGCGAGACGAACAUCAUUUUGAGAGUCGACCUUUGUGAAGAUAGCUUACCUGCCGAGGCCACUGUAUUCCGAAGAGCUGUCCACAGUGGGCAUCGUCAUGAGAUUAACGGACGGCAUUAA